This is a messenger RNA of Coniophora puteana RWD-64-598 SS2, 918 nucleotides long. RefSeq lists its product as uncharacterized. The transcript has 2 exons. NCBI's taxonomy places the organism in Eukaryota, Fungi, Basidiomycota, Agaricomycetes, Boletales, Coniophoraceae. Bases 1 to 918 code for a protein of 305 amino acids. The record is from RefSeq and is a predicted model, not a curated record.
AUGUACCCCCCGAAAGAAACCCUUUUAGAGGCGCUCAAACCACAUCUGUCUUACCCGGCUGGCAAGUGCCCGUGGAAGUCUACGAUUCCCGAUCCCUUCACUGGUCGCCUCUGGGCAUGGCUUCCAUUCAAACUUGCCGAUCAGAGCGGCCGCAUCAUCCUAUGGUACCUGCCGGGUCUAUUGACCGACGCUCGACAGCAGGAUAUGCUGGAUGCUUUGCGGACUCUUGGUACGGUUCUUGCUCGUGGGAAGUCCAAUCCCGACCCGUCAUCCACCUCUCGCUCCACUAAGGAAUGGCGCCGUAACGGCGUAUUAUUCAACCCAGACGUCCCUGCUCAUGGAGUUCCAUCUGGCGGGAUGAGUGUAUCUGCAGGCUGGUACCACAAGCCACAGGAUGUAUGUUCUUAUUUACCCAAGGCAGCUGUGCUCUUGGAGCGAAACCCUUCCGUCGCCGACUGGGCCCGAUCAUCGGCGGAGACAUUCGCCCUCAUGUCGGGAAUUCUCGCCCUUGUUCAUCCGACACAAUACGAAGAGGGGCUACGCUGCAUGCGCAAGCUCGCACGUGAAAGCCUCACACCUGACAUUGUCGGCGAUUGGGAAUGUGUAUUCACGGCUAUCUCCGUAAUGGUGAAUCGCGAAACGAUUUUUCAUCGAGAGGGGCAGGGUCAUUACGAAUGGUAUAACAUUCUGGCGACAUACGGGUCCUACCUAUGCGGGCAGCUCUCGUUUCCGGGAAUCGGCAUAGACCUUGAUUCCCGUCCAGGCACUGUUGUCGCGUUUUGUGGCAACAUCCUGCGGCAUGGAGCUCCGCGAUGUAUUGGAGAGCGUGUAUGCCUAGCUUACGAUAUGCGAGAGGCAGUUCACCGAUGGGCGGCCACGGGGCCUGCACAGUGGUCUCGUGGCCCUAACCCUACAUAG